AUGGCCACCGUAAAAGAGCGCGACUUUGCUCCCCAGCAACUCGAGCCCCAGCUGGAUGACCAUCCAGAACAGCUACCUGCCCAAGAUCAUUCAGACUCGGAUUCUACAGCGACCGACUCAUCGGACGAAUUCGAUUGGGAUAAAGACGAUGAUGAGGCUCAAGUAGUGGAGACACAUGCAGUCAAAGCGAAACGCGGUCGAGCUCUGUGGUUACUAUUCAUGAAACUUGCUCGUCCAAUUCGUAUAUUGUUAGCAGGCAUUAUUGGUUGCGCAAUUCUCAUUGCCCCACUCCUGGUGUUUGAGCUUCGCUUCGAGUCGAAUCCUGCACGCCCUCAUGUUAAAGCUUGGUCUCUUUGGUUUGCAAUCAUUUGGGCGGCUGGCUGCUUGACCAGUAUGCUUAUCGAAAACCUACCCCGCUUCAUCAUCGCGAUAAUAAUUCUCUUUGGCGGUCAAGUCGAGCGACUCAAAAUCCAACUUGAACUCACCCUUGCUGUUAAAUUCUGGCUUAAACUGGUUCUGGACGUCGCCUGGGCAUGGAUUAGUCUUUCCGUUAUUCGCGCCUUUGAAAAGCCCCCCGGUUCAUACUGGGUCAUCGUCAAUCGUGUCAUGCAGGCGCUUUUUUCCGCUGCCAUCAUCCUCUUUUUUGAAAAGCUUUUCCUGCGCUUUGUCGCCAUCAACUUCCAUCAAAAGGCGCUUGCAGAUCGUUUGGCGGAGAAUCGACUGGGGCUUAAAGCACUAGAUCGGCUUUCAAAUGCCCAACCCACAGUCCGGAAAACAGCUUAUGGUAAACGCGGGCGUAAAACACCAACAGGCUCUGUCGAUUUCUCAGCUUUACGCCUGAAAGAUCCAGAAGUGACUCAACACACCCCCACUGCUAGCAAAACUCCUAAACAAACCCCCACCCGCAAACAGAGACGCAGAAAGGCGAUGACCAGCAUUAUCGUCGACCAAGUUGGCGGUGCCAUUGGGCAGGUUGCCUUAAAAAACUCUCGGUUCAACCGAGCAGGCGAUAUAAGCGGACUAGAUUCCGCCCGGAAGCUGGCGCGCAAACUUUUUGGUGCCCUCAGCGACGUCUAUCCACCACGAUCUCAUUUGUUGGUUGAAGACUUUUAUCCCUACUUCCAUUCAACUGCUGAAGCAACCGCUGCUUUCGCCCUUUUUGAUAAGGAUGGCAACGGUGAUAUCUCAAAGAAGGAAAUGCGCGAAGCCGUUCAACGAAUAUAUCGAGAACGCAAAGCGCUGACGUCCAGUUUGAAAGACGUAGGCUCUGCAGUUGCCAAGUUAGAUGCGGUCUUGGUAGCCGCCUGUUUGAUCAUGGUUAUCUUUGUCUGCCUCCUCAUCUUCAACCGGAACGACACCCUUACCUCCCUGGUGCCUCUGGCCACCAUCAUUCUAGGUUUCUCGUUCAUCUUUGGAAAUUCGGCCGCAACUCUAUUCAACUCACUUAUCUUCAUCUUUUCUACUCACGUCUUUGAUGUUGGAGACUUAGUUAUCAUUGAUGACCAGGUCUUGAUGGUGCGCGAGUUUGGUCUAUUUGCGACAACGUUCCGUCGCGUCGACGGUCAAGAAGUUAUUGCUCCGAAUUCCCUGUUGGCGUCGUCAAAAAUCGUUCACAAUCUACGCCGCAGUCAUUCGAUGUGGGAGACGACGAACCUCAUGGUUGCAUAUACGACUCCGCUUGAAGUGUUAGAAGAGCUUCGCGCCCGUAUAACCGCUUAUGUCGCAGCUAACAACCGUGAAUGGAGCAACUCCGCUCUCAACAUCGACAAAAUGGACUACCAGAAUGCGAUACACCUAAUUGUUGCGAUGGAACAUCGCUCCCACUGGCAGGACUGGGGAGGACGCUGGACACGACGCACAGCCUUCAUGAGGCAUCUCAAAACGGUUUUGGAGGAGCUGGAUGUCCGUUACUCUCUUCCAGUCCAGCCAGUUGUUUUCCCCAACGGCCUACCACCGGUUUCUUCUCCCCAAGGUCCAGAUUUGGGCAAUGGUGGCUCCUUCCUCUCGAGCGAUAGUCGCUUAAUGCCUCAAGCACGACCCUUCCGCUUUGGAAAACAUGAACCACACAUCCAGUCAAGGCGCGUGACAGCUCCGUCACACAUCUUCCUCCCGCCCACCACCAGUGCUGGUGCCACAUCGCCCCUCGACACACGGCGAACUACCUUUCCCGACAUGACGUCUAUGGACGAGGAUAUAUUAAGCGAUGUUGUUCCCUCCAACAUUGUCUCUCGUCAGCCCAGCCAAGGGGCGGACGGGGAGAGUGAAUACGACGAAGAAAUGCCAAGCGCUGCAGAGGAGGAAGAGCAGCAAGACGAACUCCAGGAGGAUGAAGAUGUUCCCAAAGCCAGCACGUCAAGAACAACAAGAAAGCGCAGCGAAAAGACACAAAAGCGCAAGGUCGCAGAAGGGAAACUCCAUGUGAAGCGACAAGAGAUGGACAAAGCGAAGAUUGCAGACGCGGCGAAGAGAUACUCUUACCUUCUCGGCCAAACCGAGCUGUUCAAGCAUUUCGUCGACAUAAAGCGUGCUAAGGAUCCGGAAUACGCAGCUUUAAUGGAUGCCCAACAACCAAAAGCUAAAGGCAGAGGGCGCAAAAAAGCCGUAGAUGCGAGUGCGCGCCACCGCAAGUCUGAGAAGGAAGAGGACGAAGAGAUGCUGAAAGAUGGCGAGGCGGCUGUUGAUGGAGAUGAUCAACCCUACGUGUUUGAAUCAUCACCUAGUUUCAUCAAUGGUGAAAUGAGGUCAUACCAACUACAGGGACUGAACUGGAUGGUUUCACUCCAUCACAAUGGACUCAACGGUAUUCUGGCUGACGAAAUGGGUCUCGGGAAGACUCUUCAGACCAUCUCUUUUCUUUCCUACCUCAAAUUCCACAAGGACGUACACGGCCCACAUCUGGUAGUUGUACCCAAGUCAACUUUGCAAAACUGGGCCCGGGAGUUCGAGCGAUGGUCGCCUCAAUUCAAUGUUGUCCUUCUCACUGGCAGCAAAGAAGAACGGGCGGAAAUUGUCGUGAAUCGUCUGUUGCCACAAGAUUUCGAAGUCUGCAUAACCUCUUAUGAGAUAUGUUUGAUCGAAAAGUCGGCCCUAAAGAAGUUUUCUUUCGAAUACAUCGUAAUCGACGAAGCCCACCGCAUCAAAAACGUUGACUCGAUACUCUCUCAAAUCGUCCGGUCGUUCAUGUCUCGUGGUCGUUUGCUUAUCACCGGAACACCAUUGCAAAACAACUUGAAGGAGUUGUUUGCCCUUCUCAACUUCAUCUGCCCAGAAAUUUUCGUGGACUAUGCAGACCUCGAUAGUUUUUUGCACAAGGACGAUAGUGAAGACGAAGAGGAGAAGAGUAAAAAGGUUGUGGAAGCCUUGCAUAAAAUCCUUCGGCCUUUCCUUCUUAGAAGAGUCAAGGCGGAUGUCGAGCGAACCCUUUUGCCCAAGAAAGAGAUCAACAUCUAUGUUGGACUGACGGAGAUGCAGCGAAAAUGGUAUCGUUCAGUGUUAGAGAAAGACAUUGACGCUGUCAAUGGACUGACCGGGAAGAAGGAAGGCAAAACGCGGUUGAUGAAUAUGGUGAUGCAACUACGAAAAGUUACCUGCCAUCCAUACCUCUUUGACGGCGCCGAACCCGGUCCACCCUACACCACUGACGAGCAUCUCAUCGACAACUGUGGCAAAAUGAUCAUUCUAGACAAGCUGCUCAAAUCUAUGAACGAAAAGGGCUCUCGAGUACUCAUCUUCAGCCAGAUGAGCCGUGUUCUUGAUAUUCUGGAGGACUACUGCUUGUUUCGUGGAUAUAAAUACUGUCGUAUAGACGGAGGCACAGCUCACGAGGAUCGAAUUCUCGCCAUCGACGAAUAUAACAAACCAGGAAGCGAAAAGUUCAUAUUUCUGCUGACAACCAGAGCUGGUGGUUUGGGCAUUAAUCUUACGACGGCCGACAUCGUCGUUCUCUAUGAUAGUGACUGGAAUCCACAGGCAGACUUGCAAGCCAUGGACCGUGCUCAUCGUAUCGGGCAAACAAAACAGGUUUACGUGUUCCGGUUCAUUACGGAAGGCAGCGUCGAAGAGCGCAUGCUAGAAAGGGCGGCCCAGAAGUUGCGACUGGACCAACUAGUUAUUCAGCAAGGCCGCACCCAGCAAGCGAAAGCGGCGAACAAGGAUGAGCUUUUGGACAUGAUCACGCAUGGUGCCGAGAAGAUUCUCAGUACGACAGACAAUCUUGUUGUCGAUGACGAUAUCGAUGCAAUUAUCCAACGAGGAGAAGAACGAACCACUGAACUUAACAGCAAAUACGAGGGGCUUGGAAUAGAAGACCUGAGCAAUUUCAAGUCAGAAGCAUCGGUUCAACAGUGGGAAGGCGAAGAUUUCCGAGCCGGCCGCAAAGCUUUGAACUUCAACCUACUCUCUUUAGCUAAGCGAGAGCGCAAGUCCAACUACUCCGUCGACAGUUACUUCAAGGAUGCCAUGCGCACUACGGGAGCCAAACCAGAGAAAGGCCCCAAACUACCUCGCGCGCCAAAACAAAUUACUCUUCAAGAUUUCCAAUUCUUUGACGCCGAACUUCAUCUGUUCCAGGAGCGGGAAUUAGCGGUUCACAAGCGUGCUAAUGGCGUUGUUGUCCCUCUUCCCGAGCCUCAGGGCCCCGACGACACUCCGGAAAUGCUCGAAAUAAAACGGGAGCACGCACAGGAGUUCAUUGAUACUGGCAUGAAGUUCUACCGCUGGAUCGACAAGUAA
Messenger RNA from Mycena indigotica, 4731 nucleotides. RefSeq lists its product as uncharacterized. Lineage: Eukaryota; Fungi; Basidiomycota; Agaricomycetes; Agaricales; Mycenaceae. The record is from RefSeq and is a predicted model, not a curated record. The transcript is spliced from 31 exons. Gene Ontology annotation, cellular component: nucleus; membrane; chromatin. Gene Ontology annotation, molecular function: nucleosome binding; DNA binding; ATP-dependent chromatin remodeler activity. Bases 1 to 4731 code for a protein of 1576 amino acids. Gene Ontology annotation, biological process: regulation of transcription by RNA polymerase II; transmembrane transport; nucleosome organization.